Bufo bufo (common toad) is the source of this 2052-nucleotide messenger RNA. It is a transcript of the gene SKAP1, whose product is annotated as src kinase associated phosphoprotein 1. NCBI's taxonomy places the organism in Eukaryota, Metazoa, Chordata, Amphibia, Anura, Bufonidae. The record is from RefSeq and is a predicted model, not a curated record. The transcript is spliced from 13 exons. Gene Ontology annotation, cellular component: plasma membrane; cytoplasm. Gene Ontology annotation, molecular function: protein binding. Bases 83 to 1174 code for a protein of 363 amino acids.
AUGAGACAUUUCCCGCCCGCUUCUGACCACGCCCCCUCUUACUUGAUGUAGCUGUCGGAGGUGCCAUUCACAGGCUGACAUAAUGACGCAGCGCACGGACAUACCCCGGGACGUUGUCAUUCUUCUCCGAGAUGCGGAGUCUUUUCUAUCCACUUGUCUUCAGUAUGAAACUGUGAGCAGCAAAGCAAGAGAACUUGGAGAAGAAAUACUCCUGGAUUUCAGGACACUUCGCAAUCGGUACCCUUUGAAUUUUCUACUGAGCGAUGAUGACGCUGAUACAGAAGGGCAGGAGAAUUAUGAUGAUAAUGGUAGCCUGAGUCAUGGCACAGCGUCUGACGAGGUUUCCCUUCCCUCUGAUUACCUGAAUGAAGAAUCUCGAGAUGCAGAAGAGCCUGAAAAGAUUUUGAAACAGGGCUUCCUAGAGAAGAGGAACAGAGAUCAUGGCUUCUUUGGGUCAGAAUGGCAGAAAAGGUGGUGUGUUCUCACUAACAUAAGCUUUUGUUACUAUUCUAGCGAGAAAGAUUGUAUUGCAGGGAAAGUUCCCAAAGGUGGCUUCCUGAUAAAAGACUGUGGUGCCCAGCUGGUUUCAAGUAUCCGCAAAGACUCUCGACGAGAUUCCUGCUUUGAGCUCGUCUCUCCUGGCAAUCGCAGCUAUGAGUUCACAGCGGCCAGUCCAGGAGACGCCAGAGACUGGGUGGAACACAUACAAUUUUUGGUAAAAGAUAUCCUUUCACCCACCAUACCCUAUGAGGAUGAUGAAGAGUCUUACGAUGAUGUGGACAGCUUGAACUCCUCUCAUAUGAUACGUCCUUCACCUCUGAACAGGGCAAACAGUCCCACCGAGGAUGAUGACAUCUAUGAAGUAGUUCCAGAACUCCAUAAAACUACAGAAAAUGGCUGCUGGGGAGGUUCUUAUAUAGUAAGGGAUGAGGAAGAAGAGAAUAAAGAUCAGUCCACAUUAACAGGGGAGUCUGUAAUUAAGUAUGCAGAUUAUUACCAGGGACUCUGGAAUUGUAAGAGUGACAAGAGUGAUGAGCUGUCAUUCCAGCAUGGAGACCUUAUCCGUAUUCUAAGCAAGGAAUACAAUGCUUACGGUUGGUGGGUUGGAGAGCUGGAUGGAAUGAUUGGCAUCGUACCUAAGGAGUAUCUACAAGCCGCCUAUGACCUGAGAUGAACUGAGGUGCAGCACUUAUAAAUGAAAGCUGUUGUGACAGAAGUAUGUCUGAGCUUAAAUGUCUGCCAAAAUAAAGGAUUGCUUUGUGAACUGAGGUAUCUGCUUUCUCUCAGACAGGUCUUGAAAGUCACGGUGGUGACCACUAGAUGGCAAACUAUGAGUGUUUUACCAGUAACUAAAUCCAUCCAUGGACAGCCUACUGUGUGCCUGCUUAUGCCAACUACUGAUGCUAGAAAAAUAUCUCUGCAGAUUUCUAGAUCGUUUGACCACGAUGUUAAAAUUUUGUUCUUACACAUUAAAAUUUGUUCGAUUCCAUAUUUCGAAUUCAACUCAGCUGAAAAAUUUGACAAAAUCUUGACCGGGACCACUGUGGGAGUAGCCACUAUUAGCAAAUAUGCCCCUAUGACUAGCUUACACUUCUGCUUUCCGCUCACUAUGGAAGAUUCGACCCUCGCAUGAAAGAUGUAGAUGUUCUAACACAAACUUACAUAUAAAGGCUAAAACUAAAUCAUUCCUAGCAAACCACUGUUGCAGAUGGUACAGGAGCCCUCUUUAGAGGGAGCGCCGCAAUUAUAAUACCCAUGUUGGCUCUUCCCAGGGGUGUUGCAUGCAGAAGGAAUGUAGUGCUGAGCAUGCUGACCAUCUUAUCAUGGGCGCUGUACCAAAAAACAAAACAGCAGCUGUGGAGAGUGACAUCUGAAGCAUGACAGAAGUAUUCAGCAAAUGGGUAUAGCCGCUAUCAGACCGAAGGGAGAAGCAGUAGACAGCUGCCGAUGGCAGCAGACAUGUGGCACACUGGGAUUACACGACUGAUCUGGCCUAUAAGAGAAUAUGCAGUGACAUAUCUUAAAUCCAAACUUUUUUUUAGCUGUUUGAUU